Messenger RNA from Exophiala xenobiotica, 1722 nucleotides. RefSeq lists its product as uncharacterized. NCBI's taxonomy places the organism in Eukaryota, Fungi, Ascomycota, Eurotiomycetes, Chaetothyriales, Herpotrichiellaceae. Bases 284 to 1570 code for a protein of 428 amino acids. The record is from RefSeq and is a predicted model, not a curated record. The transcript has 2 exons. Gene Ontology annotation, molecular function: glycerophosphodiester phosphodiesterase activity. Gene Ontology annotation, biological process: lipid metabolic process.
AUAGCUCUUACAAGGUUUCGCGAGGUGGGAUUUCGAGUGCAUAACCGGGAGAAUCCCUCCAAUCCAAUCGCUGACAACCAGCUCUCGAUUCACGUGGUGAUAGAAACGGGAUGGUCUGUCUGCGGGUACCUGGAGCUGGGAGCUCUUGUCGUCACCGCAAGCUCAAGCUGUAGCUCGAAGCUCGAGGUACAAAAAUGUCAGAUCGCUUGUCGAGAAGGGCGAAAUUUUCUUCCUCCUCCAGCCUGUGCAGCAGCCAUCGCAGUUCAAAGGCCGAAUCUUCGGCAUGUACAAGACAAUGAAUGUUCUGGCCAUCACGGCCUUGUUGGCCGAGCUCGCUGUUGCGUGGCCAGUGCACACCUCGACUCUGCCACCUACCACUCCCGAUGAAUAUUACAUCUCCUUCGGUCCUCGUCCUUACUAUCUUAUCCAGAACAUGACCGAGAGUCCGCUUAAGAAAAAGCUGGAGUCGUGCGAAAACGGACCUUUCGAAAUCACCGCUUGGAGCAUCGGCCAUCGAGGUGGUGGCACGUUGCAAAUUCCCGAAGAGACAGUGGAGUCUACCAUGGCCGGAGCGCGAAUGGGCGCUGGAAUCCUCGAGUGCGACGUGUCUUUCACUUCUGACCUUGGGCUCGUUUGCCGACACAGUCUCUGUGAUUUGCAUACGACGACGGACAUCCUGCUGAGACCAGAACUGGCCGCGAAGUGCACCACUCCAUUUACCCCAGCGAACGAGACCAGCGACGCUACGGCUCUUUGUUGCACUUCGGACAUUACCAAGGACGAAUUCAUGUCCCUCUGCAGCAAGAUGGACGGCUUCAACGCAAGCGCCACCACUCCUGAGGACUAUCAACAUGGCGUUCCCUUCUUCCGAACGGAAUUGUAUGAUACCUGCGCGCAGGUCAUGUCCCUUGACAGCUACAUCGAGCUGGUCGACUCGCUCCCAGGAUAUCGCAACUUCACACCCGAACUCAAGACGCCACCCAAGCAAGUGCCAAUGCCAUUCAACGGCUACACUCAAGCGCAGUAUUCGCGAGACAUGAUUGAAACCUUCAUUAGCCAUGGUAUCGACCCUAUCCGCGUGUUCCCACAAUCUUUCACGCCAGCCGAUAUCUACCUCUGGUUGAAUGAGUACCCUGAGUGGGGUGCCCAAGCAGUGUUCCUGGACGAGGAUGGUGAUGAUCCGGCCAACUUCACCACCGCCGUCAACCGCCUUCCAGCUCUCAAAGCCAGCGGUGUCAACAUCAUCUCUCCUCCGAUCAACUACUUGUUGGCCGUCGGAGGCCCGAACAAUGACACUAUUGUGCCUUCGGACUACGCCAUUGCAGCGAAGAAGGCCGGUCUUGACAUCAUUUCAUGGUCUUUUGAGCGCUCUGGUCCCUUGACCAGAGUUGCCGCGGAUGAUGACUACUAUUAUUCGUCUGUGGCACCAGUGGUCCACUACGAUGGUCAAAUGUAUGAGAUUCUUGAUCUCAUGGCUCGUGAGAUUGGGCUCAAAGGCAUGUUUUCUGACUGGUCAUCCACCGUCACCUAUUAUGCCAACUGUUUCGGGCUGAAAGGUCCAGGAAACUGAUGGGGCAAUAGCCAAGAUAGGGAAGAUGCAAAGAGGAGCCUGAAGGCGAGAGAAAAUAAUGUUGGCGGCUGUACAUAGACAUGAUUAUUCGAACUAAUACUCGACGAGCUCUAAAUGAUUAGAUAUCGCAUGUGCAUCUCUUAACAGCAUGA